Molecule: messenger RNA, 3565 nt
Organism: Gastrolobium bilobum
Lineage: Eukaryota; Viridiplantae; Streptophyta; Magnoliopsida; Fabales; Fabaceae
Product: kinesin-like protein KIN-12B
Exons: 16
Coding region: 1-3513 (1170 amino acids)
Biological process (GO): microtubule-based movement
Molecular function (GO): ATP binding; microtubule motor activity; microtubule binding
Source: RefSeq, a predicted model, not a curated record
AUGAAGCACUUGAUGCUACCAAGAAAAGCAAUCUUGCACGACACUCCUUCUUCAUCAGAGCUCCCUAUGAAACCCACACCCACUCGCAACAAAUACAAAUUUAAGGAUAAGGAGAAUCAUCCUCUUCCUCUUCCUCUUCCAUCGAAGAGCUUCUUUCCCCCAAGGCCUCCCUCAAACCCUCGCAAGCGUAAGCUCCCGGACAUUUCUGUUCCCGCAACUCCCUCCAAUACCGGCAUCCAGGUUGUUGUGAGGAUUCGGCCACUGUUCCAUGACAAGGAUGAAGGAGAUUCUGUAGUUAACAGGAUUUCCAGUGAUUCCUUGUCCAUUAACGGUCACAAUUUCACAUUUGACUUCGUUGCUCACACUCAUGCUACCCAGCUUGAUAUUUUCGAGCUUGUUGGGAUGCCUCUUGUAGAGAAUUGCUUGGCUGGAUUCAAUAGUUCCAUAUUCGCUUAUGGGCAGACUGGGAGUGGAAAGACUUAUACCAUGUGGGGUCAUGCCAAUGCUUUGUUCGAUGACGAUUCUGCAAAAGAUCAACACGGCCUCACGCCUCGUGUGCUUGAGCGACUCUUUGCUCGCAUGAAUGAAGAGCAAACUAAGCAUUCUGAUAAGCAACUCCAGUAUCAGUGCCGCUGUUCUUUUCUUGAGAUAUACAAUGAGCAAAUAAUGGACCUGUUAGAUCUGAAUCAAAGAAACCUGCAGAUUAGAGAAGAUGUCAAAUCUGGUGUGUAUGUUGAAAAUCUUACAGAGGAGCAUGUGUGUACAAUGAAGGAUGUGACUCGCCUUUUGAUCAAGGGCCUGUCAAACAGGAGAGUAGGUGCCACUAGUAUGAAUUCUGAAAGUUCCCGUUCACAUACAGUUUUUACUUGUGUUGUUAAAUCUCGAUGCAAGCGCCCCGCAGAUGGGAUAAGCAUAUUUAAAACAAGUAGAAUCAAUCUUGUUGAUCUAGCUGGGUCAGAACGACAGAAAUUAUCGGGUGCAGCAGGAGAUCGUUUGAAGGAAGCUGGCAAUAUUAAUAGAUCACUUUCACAGCUUGGGAAUUUGAUAAACAUUCUUGCUGAAGUUUCUCAGACAGGAAAGCAGCGGCAUAUACCAUACAGAGACUCCAAGUUGACAUUUUUAUUACAGGAGUCUCUCGGUGGAAAUGCAAAAUUAGCAAUGGUUUGUGCCAUUUCCCCAGCACAAAGUUGUAGGAGUGAAACUUUUAGUACAUUGAGAUUUGCACAACGUGUCAAAGCUAUCAAGAACAAAGCAAUUGUUAAUGAAGUAAUGCACGGUGAUGUGAACAAAUUGCGAGAAGUUAUACGCCAACUCAGGGAUGAGCUGCAUCAAAUUAAAGGAAAUGGUUACAGUCCAAGUGAUGGAAGUGGAGGUCAUUCAACAGCCUGGAUCCAAAGAAGUUUGAAUUUAUUGCAGUCUAGCCUUAAUCGCCCGUUAUCACUACCUCAUGUUGACGAUGAUGGUGAUGAGGAGAUGGAGAUUGAUGAGGAAGGUGUUGAGGAUCGUGCUGUAGUUCUUUGCAAUCCCAAUGCAGGUUCUGCUGGUUGUUCAGGCCUUGAUGGAUCCAUUGAUUCUCCUAGCGCUGCAAUGAAUUGUGACACCCCUGCUAGCCUCAGCAUAGUUCACUGUGAUAUGUCCCCGAUCCCCAUAUCCCCAUCUCUCCAUAUAUCACCAACAAUCGGCAGCAGCAGGAAAAGUUUGAGGACCUCAUUAAAGCUUUCUCCUUCUCAGAAUAAUCUUCACAAUGAAAGUGAAUUAGACACAGAAACUACAGCUCCAAAUUUCCUUUCUAAAACUGAAAAUUUAGCAGCAAGCAUCCACCAUGGUCUUGAAUAUAUUGGUAGCCACCAUCAUAGUGCAGCUCUGGGGCGGUCAUCGUUGAGGCUCUCAUUGAGACCCAAAGAUUCCAGAGUAAUUUUUCCAGUGGACAAAGUUGAUGUGGGAGUGCAGACCUUUCUUGUUGAUAAGGCCAGAGAAGAAGAUUCUUUUUUGUUUACCUGUAACAACUGUAAAAGCAGAAUGCAGCUUGAUGUCAAUGAGACUGACAGUAGCUCAAAUAUGCAGCCAGUACCUGUUGAUUGCCCUCAGUCUGCUGAUAAGCCAAAGAAGCACAUUCUCAAAGCAGUGGAGAGCGUUUUGGCAGGAUCGAUAAGGAGAGAAAUGGCACUUGAAGAGUUCUGUGCAAAGCAGACUUCUGAGAUAAUGCAACUCAAUCGCUUGUUGCAACAGUACAAUCAUGAGAGGGAAUGCAGUGCCAUAAUAGCGCAGACAAGGGAAGAUAAAAUUCUUCGCCCUGAGAGCCUUAUGGAUGGCGUUUUACCUGCUGAAGAGUUCAUGGACGAAGAGCUGGUUUCCCUCAGACAUGAACACAAGAUUUUAAAGGAGAACUAUGAGUGUCAUCCAGAAGUUCAGAAGAUGAAGAUAGAGUUAAAAAGAGCACAAGAUGAGCUACAAGAGUAUCAGAAAUUCUACAAAUUUGGGGAGAGGGAAGUGUUGAUGGAAGAGAUAUGUAGUUUAAGAAAUCAGCUUCACUUUUAUAUAUAUUCUUCAUCCACUUCAGCACAAAAGCAAUAUCCGCUAUUGCAAUUUCCUUAUUCAUCUGAACUCCAUUUGGCAGAAAACCUCACUGCCAUUCCAGAUUGCACAGCGGCUAGCGCUGAGGCCAGUGCCAUGCACUUCCUCUCAACUGAUGACAGGGACAAACUAAAACUUGAACAGGAAAGAAGUCAAUGGAUGGAGGCGGAAAGCAGGUGGAUUUCUCUUUCUGAAGAACUGAAAGCUGAACUUGAAGCCAACAGAUCACUAGCUGAAAAGAGGAAGCAGGAACUAGAUGCUGAGAGGAAGAAUGCUGAGGAACUGAAUGAAGCAAUGCAAAUGGCUAUAGAAGGCCAUGCACAAAUUUUAGAACAGUAUGCAGAUUUGGAAGAGCAGCAUAUCCAAUUGCUUGAAAGGCAUAGAAAGAUCCAGGAUGGAAUUGAUGAUAUCAAGAAAGCAGCUUCCAGAGCUGGAGUUAGAAGUGCAGAGUCUAAAUUCAUAAAUGCCCUUGCUGCAGAAAUUUCAGCAUUAAAAGCAGAAAGAGAAACAGAAAGGCGAAACCUGAGGGAUGAAAAUAUAGGGCUUCGGGCUCAAUUGAAGGAUACUGCUGAUGCAGUGCAAGCUGCAAGUGAACUGCUUGUGCGACUUAAAGAAGCAGAAGAAGGUGUCAUUACCGCGCAGAAGCGGGCCAUGGAUGCAGAGCGGGAAGCUACAAAGGCCUACAAACAAAUUGAUAAGUUGAAGAAGAAACAUGAGAAGGAGGUUAGCACACUUAAUGAGCUCCUUGCCAAAACACGUUUGCCUAAGGAAGCAAUACAACCUACUUAUGAUGAUUUUGUCAUGCCCACUAAUGAUGACACCAAGGACCUCGUCAGUGUUAAUGAUCAAUUUGAGCCAUUUUAUAAUGAAAAAGACGGUGAGCUUGCAAAAUUAGCAGAACAAUCAUGGUUCUCCGGUUAUGACAGAUGCAACAUAUAAAUAAUCACACUUCCGUGUGUUCAUUUGUUCUUAUGAUUUGAGGAAAUAAUAG